Messenger RNA from Thecamonas trahens ATCC 50062, 3555 nucleotides. RefSeq lists its product as uncharacterized. Gene Ontology annotation, biological process: microtubule cytoskeleton organization; protein polyglutamylation. Gene Ontology annotation, molecular function: tubulin-glutamic acid ligase activity; tubulin binding. Gene Ontology annotation, cellular component: cilium. The record is from RefSeq and is a predicted model, not a curated record. The transcript has 3 exons. Lineage: Eukaryota; Apusomonadida; Apusomonadidae. Bases 1 to 3303 code for a protein of 1100 amino acids.
AUGGUGCGGUUUGACGCAGACUUUGAGACGGGCAACCUGGCAAGGGUAGAGCCAGCACCCGCGCGCAGACAUGCCUUCUGUCUGUGGCUUCGUGGAAGCGAGUGCGAGGAUGCCGUCGGCAGAGAACCUGCUCAAGCCGCCGACCACGACGGCUGGUUCCACUUCCGACUCACCGACAUGGCGCCAGAGACGACGUACACGCUGACGCUGAUGAACCUGCCUCUUGCGCUCAAGCGCAUCUACGCCAAGGAUGUUCGUCCGCUGGUAGCAUGGGGUGCCGAUGGGUCCUGGGUCCGCCUCGAAGGCCCCUGCCAGUUCAAGACCUCCGCCAACGCUCUCCAGCUGCGGUUCAAGAUCCGCGCGACGAGGGCAUCGCCGGCCAACUCGCGUCUGGGGCCGGACGUCGGUGGCUCGUCCGACGACGCCUCAUCAGAUCUCCCGCAUCGGCCUGCUGUCGGAUCAUCCGCUGACGAGCUGGCUAGCGUCCGCAUCGCCGCCUGGCUGCCGUACUCGCAUGCAGAGCUCCAGUCCACACUGAGUGGCCUGGACGCCAAGUUUGGCAGCCGGCGCCGUGGGCGGAGCAGCAAGCUUGCGCCGCGCGUCUUUUACGCGCGUGAGCUUCUCGCUCGCUCACGGCUCGGCCGCCGCAUCGACCUACUCACCGUCACCCAAGAUGUGGCCGCGCCACCGCCGCUCCCACCAGUCGCCGACGUCGCCAAGCCGUCGCCGCACUCGGAGACCUCGGGCAACUCACGGUCGGGAGCAACUCAGGUCGUGCGGGCACGCGCUGCGCCGCGCCUCCCGUCCUCGGCCCUCGAUGCGCAAGACUACGUCGACGGCGCGUUCCCGGACCGAACCUCGCCGCGGCCGCCCAUCUUUCCCACUCGUCAGGUCGUGCUCAUCUUUGCGCGGGUAGUGGCAUCUGACUCACCGGCGUCACAUGUGGUCGACGCCUUGAUCCGCGCGCUCACGUCCGACUCGGCGGUGGCCACACUCCUCCGCUCGCGCUUUGUCUUUAACAUUGUGCCAAUGGUCAACCCGGACGGCGUAGCGGGUGGCUGCAACGACGCUACUGUCAACGGCGUGGACGUUGCGGAAGCCUUGGCCGCGCGCAGCGACGACGGCAUCGCCAGCCGCACACCGGGCGCUGCCGCGCUGAGAGCGCUCGCUGCUGCGCUCGGCAAGCGCCGAUCGGUGGCGUAUGUGUUUGAGCUCCGGGCCAACGUGGCCCGUCGGCACACCCGGAUUCUCGGUAACGCGCUCCCGAACGCGUACGAUCAGACCAGCAACGCGCUGUUUGCGCUCCUCUUCGCGCGCGCCUCGCCGUUUGUCAACAUCGGGUCGGAAACGCCGUCGUCAACACUUUUCACCCCGCUCGGCGAGCCGUCCACCUUGUCACAUCCCGCCUUCCAUGACCUCACGCGGGCUGUCCAUGCGUACACGGUCAAGGUUGCGGCACAUGCGUUGCCACGCAAAGGUCUGCCCCGCGCGCCUCAUCCGCCGGCCGAUCCAGGUGGCUACAUUCACACGGCGCAUGCGCUGCUUGAGGCGAUGGCGGACAUGGCGGGAGGUGCCGGCGGUGAAGGCACCUUGCUUGCCGAUCGCGCAAAGGUGGCGAUGUCGGUCCCGCUUGCGCCGCUAGCGGCGUCGGCGGCAGCGCUCGGACUUGACUCGGGCUCGGCGCGACUGCUUUUUGCGCCUCGUCUCCAGCGCCGACACUGCUGCGUUUGCGCCGCGACCGGCGCCGACAUAUCGACUCGCGCACGUCUCGUCGGCCUCCUUCGAACAACGCUCACGGCGCACGGCUUUGUCGACGCUGGCCCUGAUCACCGUGGCUGGACGCUGUUCUGGGUCGGGCGGCACAUCAGGCCGGCGCUGCUGGUGGCGAUGCAGCCGUACCAAAAGGUCAACCACUUUCCGCUCUCGUCCGAGUUGACUCGCAAGACCGAGCUGACGCUCAACUACGAAACAGCACGGGCGCAAGCUGGCGACGCGCUCUUCGACUUUAUGCCGCAGACGUUUGCGCUGCCACGGCAGGCCGACGAGCUACGUGCGGCAAUCGAGUCUGGGGCGAGCGACUCGCCGCUGUGGAUCUACAAGCCAUCGUCGGGCGCGUGCGGACGCGGCAUUGCGGUGCUCGACUCGCUAGCCAAGGUGCCUGCGCUCGACAAGCCGGCGGUGGUGCAGGCGUACUUGGACAACCCGCUCCUUGUCGACGGGCGCAAGUUUGAUCUCCGACUGUAUGUGGUGGUGACCUCGUUUGCGCCGCUGAGGGCGUUUCUGUACGAAAACGGCCUCGCACGGUUUGCCAACCUCCCAUACACGUCUGCGGCUCAGUCGCUGGACUCUGCAGCGACGCACCUCACCAACGUCUCACUCAACAAGCGGCACAAGGAGUUUGUGAAGAACGCUUCGGCAGCCGACGAUGGGGUCGGAUCGGUCUGGUCGGUGCGUGCAAUGCGAGUGCGGCUGGCGGCCAUGGGGUUUGACGUGGGAGCCAUCUUUGCCGCCAUCGAGCGAGUCAUUGUGGCUGCGCUGAGUGCAGUGGAGCCAGCGAUUGCGCCGCAUGUGGCCGGGCAUCCAUUCCUGCCGUGCUUUGAGCUCUUUGGCUUUGACGUCAUUCUCGACGCCGACGCCAAGCCUUGGCUCCUCGAGGUCAACUCGUUUCCGUCGGUCUCGUGUGGAACGCCUAUGGAUCUGGACAUCAAGUCUCGACUUGUGGCAGACAUUUUUACGCUUAUCGGCCUGGUGCCGCCUGCUUACCGCGAGGCCGUACCCAAGGCGAGCUCGACCGUGGACGCGGCUCGGGCGGAGCUGGCACGGGCCGGAGAGACCGGGUUCAAGUGCAUUUAUCCGGUGCCCACGGCGGCGGCAGCGGCAGCCGGGUACGAUGCUCUUCCGCUGAGCGUGCCGUAUGCCGACGAUGAGGUGGAGGCUGUGUUUGGCGAUGCCGGGGUCGAGACAUUUGACCCGUCGGUGCCGCUGACGCCUGCGGCGGCACGAGUGGUGUUCCGGGCCUAUCUGCGUGCAAUGGCAGAGCGGCUGGGCGACGGUGGGGAGGUGGAUCCGGCUAUUUCAGAGUUUGUGGUGAUGACGAGCAAGUAUGCCGAGGUGCGGUCGAGUGAUGAGCUGACGGCGCUCCGUGAGUACAUUGCAGCGCAUGAGGCAGCUGACCUGGCGCGCGGCGGGAGCAGCAGCGAGCAGCUGAUGCAUUUCAUUGCUGGGGCGAGCGAGGACGAGCUCGAGUCCCUGCUCAAGGCUGUCCACGAGUAUGUGCCUGCGGCGGUGCUGAUGCAUGUCUGAGAGGGCUAGCAGGCAAGUCACCAGUCCGAGUCCGAGUCCCAGUCAUCGUCGUCCGAGUCGACAACAACAACCUUGCGGCGGUCGCCCAUGGCAGACGCGAGCGCAGCGGCAAUGCCGGUGAGCGGCGGUGAGGCCACAGCGGGAGCGGAGGUGGAGCCAAGGUCGGUGCGCUCGGGGGCGCCGACCUUUUUGAGCGAUGCCACGCCCUGGUGGGAUUGGAUGGAUGAGAGUAGCGAGCCACGACCAGCGCCA